Molecule: messenger RNA, 1768 nt
Organism: Rhodamnia argentea
Lineage: Eukaryota; Viridiplantae; Streptophyta; Magnoliopsida; Myrtales; Myrtaceae
Product: PRA1 family protein B3-like
Exons: 2
Coding region: 73-732 (219 amino acids)
Biological process (GO): vesicle-mediated transport
Cellular component (GO): endoplasmic reticulum; Golgi apparatus
Source: RefSeq, a predicted model, not a curated record
CAGACUUCUUCUUCUUCAAGCUCUCUCAGCUUUUACACCUUUCCCAAUAUUACUCGCACUCCCGACUUCUCAAUGUCGUCAUCUUCCUCCGCACUCCCGACCUCCUCCAACCCACAACCGCAACCCCAACCCCACUCCGCCGCCGCCGCCGCAUCAUCCACCGUCGCGUCCCUCCGCGCCUUCCUCUCCCGCCUCUCCUCCUCCACCCGCCGCGCCCUCUCCGACCGCCGCCCCUGGCCCGAGCUGCUCGAUCGCUCCGCCUUCUCUCGCCCCCAGUCCCUCUCCGACGCCACCUCCCGCAUCCGCCGCAACGCCUCCUACUUCCGCGUCAACUACCUCGUCCUCCUCGCCCUCGUCCUCGCCCUCUCCCUCGUCUCCCACCCUUUCUCCCUCCUCACCCUCCUCUCCCUCCUCGCCGCCUGGCUCUUCCUCUACGCCUUCCGCCCCUCGGAUCACCCCCUCGUCCUCCUUGGCCGCACCUUCUCCGACCGCGAGACCCUCGCCCUCCUCUCCCUCCUCACCGUCGUCGUCGUCUUCCUCACCAGCGUCGGGUCUCUGCUCAUCUCGGCGUCGAUGGUGGGCCUGGCCAUCGUGGCAGGGCAUGGCGCGUUCAGGGAUCCCGAGGAUCUCUUCAUGGACGAGCAGGAAUCCGCGGGAUCCGGCCUCUUCUCCUACAUCAGCGGUGCUGCCUCCGCCGCCUCGGCAGCUCCUUCGUUGGCCUCGCGUGUCUGAGCUUGGAACUACUCUUAUGUUGGAAUGCAGCCCGCAUUGAUCUCCGAUUUCUUCCAACUACAUGUGAAGGAGGCAGGAGAAGAAAAUUUUUAAAGCAUUAAAAGUAGCUCUGGGAUAACAUAGCGCAUUCUUCCUGUCGAAAUCUAUUUGGGAAGUCAAGCUUCCAUUGAAGGUUUCUUUUUUUGCUUGGGAAGCUGUUUGGGGAUGUAUUUUUACUUUGGAUAAUCUUCUGAAGAGAGGAAAAAUACUCAGCUAAUAGGUGUUUUCUGUGCAAGAUUGAAGAGGAGAGUGUGAAUCACUUACUUUUACACUGUAGCUGGACGGGAAGGAUUUGGACUACAGUGUUUGCAAAUUUAGAAGUAUAUUGGGUGGCAUCAGGCACAAACUUUGGGCUUGGAGUGGGACUACUAGUUCAUGGUUUGGAAAGAAAUAGAUUUACUAAGAUGAUUCCCCUCCUUGUUUUUUAGCUCAUUUGGAGAGAGAGGAACAAGAGGGCAUUGGAAGAAGUUGAAUCCUCUUGGGAUUGUUUAGAUAAUUGGUCAUGUACUCUCCAUUUUCACUAAAGUAGGGAAUUCAACUUCAUACAUCUAGUUUGCUGGAGAUGUUAGAAGCAGUCUUUUGUGCAUAACUUUGUAUGUGGUUAGGUUUUACCUGAAGCUGUGGUACCCCUUGGUUUCUUCUUAAUGAAAUGUAAUUCAUUAAUAUACAAAAAAGUAGCAGUGCGCUAAACAUGCCAAGCAAGGGUUGAUAGAGAGAAAGUGAGAUAAAGAUUGUACUCUUAACUCUUAAACUUUUUGAUGAUGUAAUAAUGGUUACUGAUAGCUGAGAAAUUUGUGGCUCCCUUUAAUAUUUGUGACAACUCUUUCCAUUCUUGAUUUCCAUGAGUCCAUGAAUUGGAAGUUACCCCUCAUUUAGCCGCUAUUAGUUGGAGAUACAUGGUUGAUCUGAAUAUCCUUUAAAGUAUUAGUGAUGAGAUGGACUUAUUGCAUCAGAAAAUCCAAUCGAUGGUUAAAUCAGAUCAAUACCGCUUUUAAUA